AUGAGAGCACCUCUCGCGUUGAUUGGGAUACUGGCCUUUAGCCACCCUUCCAUCGCGUUCAAGGCGGUGAUUCUAGCGGACACCAACCGCGAUGGCCAAGCUGCAAUAGAUGAUAUUGGAGACUCUGAGGCUCUAUUUCUUCCCAAUAUUGGCGAUACAGACAGAAGGUGUUCAAAGAUGAUAUCGGCUCUACCGAAUAUAUCAAAUGAGAUACUUGAGUCUUGCCACGAUGCAUCCGACAAUAUUCAGCGCUCUCCGCAGUAUAUGGCGCCGCUUAUUACCCUCCCAAUUCCAAGGAUAAGGGCAUCUUCAUAUGGUUCCAUUCGAGUUUCGGGAGAUGUAGCCCGUAAAAAUGUGCGCAUCUUUCUCAAAAAGGGGUCAAAAUGGGAAUACAUUGAUGAAAACACAAAACUCUCUUCCGAAGACAUUAGGUAUGGGAUGGACCUCGGGAUUGAUGCUAGAGAUACGCGACGACCACAAAAGUGGGAUGGGCGUGCUACGGUUACUUUUGAAGUGGAACAGAGGGGGGUAAAAUCGACAAGCAGUGUUAAGUUGCGUGUCGCCCCGGUCAUCACUCAACAUCAUCUCAAUAAGGCCCAGCAAGUACUGGCCUCCCCCAUGAAGCACAAUCCCUGGUUUGAAACAUUUACCAAUGGCCUAUCUGCAAGUGCAAAGAAGGCCGGCAUACAAACUCCAUUAUGGCAGAUUGACGCUAAUGAUAUAUGGGCACAAGACUUCUUUGAGCCUGGCUAUGCGAGUAUACCAGGUCCAAACGGAAAACCAGUGUCUAUACGGAUCAUGUUUCGUUCUUCUCAACCUGAACGUCCUGGAGGUCCAUCAGUGUUUCUACAACUUCGUAGUGCCGGAGUUGGGGCUGUCCAAUAUUUCAGGAAUGAAACCUCUGAAACGACAGACUCUACAGGAAAUGUCGAAACGAUUCCGCCAUAUGAACAUGCAGGGAAUAAGUUUCCUGUCGGACGGAUUAUCAUAGGCGAACAACUGGACUAUGUACCCGCGGCUGUCGAUUACUUCCGUGCUCAGGAAAUCCAAAAGCCCCUAAUACUAAAGACAGACUGGCUUCACGUGAAGCAUGUGGACGAGUUUUUAUCAUUCAUCCCAACCAAGAGCUCCCGCGGCUGGGUUCUAAUGUAUGGAGACGUAGAAACCGCGCUGGAGCUCCUAAGAAAGGCUGAAGGCGAAGGGCACGGAAACGUCCUCAUAUCUUCUCGUCAGAAACACAACGCCACUGCUGCGACAAACUUGACUAUUUCAGACGUUUUGAAGUCUCAGGAGUUUCUUGACUACAAUGCAAACUGCUCUCAGCACACUCGGGAAAAUCUCGAUAUUCUCAAAGCCGAGACCGGUCUCCAAGAUAGCGAGAUGAUAGCCGUUCCUGCUCUCUACUGGAAGCAUCGGGGUAGUAUUGGCCCAAGAACAAUCUUCAACAUUCUUAGCGAAGAGAGAGCUGCCCAGCGGAAUCUUUCUAUGCUUUCUCAGCUUGACGUUAUAUCAAAUAAAGCUGGUUCAGGCUCUCAAAUCAAAAAACGCGACAAGGAGGGGAAUAGCGCCAUUGCAUUAUUUCCCACUGCAGUCAACGGUGUAUCUCUCAGCAAUAGCUUGUAUCUCUGUCCCAAGCCAUUUGGUCCUGUUAUUAAUGGCAGAGACAUUUUCGAAGAGAGUCUACAAAGGAUUUAUGGCUCCGUUGGAUCUGAAGUUGACUUUUUGGAUGAUUAUAUGUAUCAUAUACUUGGAGGGGAGAUUCAUUGUGGAACCAACACUUUCCGUGACCACAUGGAUACAUGGUGGAAACAGUAG
Molecule: messenger RNA, 1815 nt
Organism: Ophidiomyces ophidiicola
Lineage: Eukaryota; Fungi; Ascomycota; Eurotiomycetes; Onygenales; Onygenaceae
Exons: 2
Coding region: 1-1815 (604 amino acids)
Cellular component (GO): cytoplasm
Molecular function (GO): protein-arginine deiminase activity; calcium ion binding
Source: RefSeq, a predicted model, not a curated record